UCAAAGGCUGUGGACCCUGGGGCGUCGUGGGAUUCCACACACGGUGGGUGAGCACUUGGGACAUCCUUGUUCCGUGCCACCGUCUUGGGGUACUUGAGCUGUGGCUCCUCGGGGUGUCUCGGGGUUUUGCGCAGUGGCCUGUCGGGGGGCCUCUUCUGCCCUGGGGAGGAAGAGCCUGCUGUGCGUCGGGGCCUCAGUCGGUGGAACCCGGGACCCAGACUCGCCCCAGCGGAGGCGCGCAGCGAUGACGCACGGUCUGGCGUCUUAGCAACCCAGUUACUAGGGAGCGGCGCGCCGUCUGAGACAUGGAUGCGACCACUGCCCCGCACCUCAUCCCUCCGGAAAUGCCUCAGUAUGGGCAAGACAACCACAUCUUCGAGAUGAUGCAGAACCUGUUGGAACAGCUCCUGAUCCAUCAGCCAGAGGACCCCAUUCCCUUCAUGAUCAGCCACCUGCGCCGAAACAAUGACAACGUGCCGAAGGUCGUGAUAUUAGGUCCACCCGCCUCGGGGAAAACCACCAUCGCAAUGUGGCUCUGCAAACAUCUGAACAGCAAUCUCAUCACCAAGGAGAACUUAUUGGGAAAAGAUUUUUCCUAUCUGGCUGAGGAAGCCAAAAAACACUUACAGGUUUACAAGAGAAUUCCCAACUCGAUACUUAUCGGCCUGGUCCAGGAGAGCCUUAAUGAGGAUGACAGCCUCAGAAGGGGCUGGGUCCUGGAUGGCAUCCCUGAGAGGCGGGAACAGGCGCUGAUGCUCCAGACCCUGGGGCUGAUGCCCAAGCAUGUCAUUGUGCUUAAUGCUCCUGACACAGUCCUGAUUGAAAGAAAUGUGGGGAAGCGGAUCGACCCUGUCACUGGAGAGAUCUAUCACACCACCUUCGACUGGCCCCCUGAGUCCGAAAUACAGAACAGGCUGAUAGAGCCGGAUGGCAUCUCAGAGAUAGAGACAGCGAAGAGGCUGCUGGAAUAUCACAGGAACAUCAUCAGGAUCCUUCCUUCUUACCCUAAAAUCCUGAAACAGAUCAGCGCAGACCAGCCAUGUGUGGACGUCUUCUACCAGGUUCUGAGCUACGUCCAAACUGGCCACCGAAGCAAUGCCCCGUUCACCCCCAAGGUGCUUCUGUGCGGGCCCUUAGGCAGCGGGAAGAGCCUGCAGGCCACCCUUCUGGCCCAGAAAUACGGCCUUGUCAACAUCUGCUGCGGGCAGCUGCUGAAGGAAGCUGUAGCAGCCAAGUCAAACUUCGGGGAGCUCAUCCAGCCGUUCUUUGAAAAGCAGAUGACAGUUCCAGACAGUAUCAUCACCAAGGCUCUGGCCGAGCGUCUGGACCAGCAGGACUGCAUCCAGAAAGGGUGGGUGCUGCACGGCUUCCCGAGAGACCUGGACCAGGCACAAAUGCUGAACAAUAUGGGGUACAGUCCCAACAGGGUGUUCUUCCUGAACGUGCCAUUGGACUCCAUUCUGGAGCGGCUCACACUGAGAAGGACUGACCCUGUCACAGGAGAAAGAUUCCAUCUCAUGUACAAGCCGCCUCCCACCAUAGAGGUCCAGGCCCGUCUCCUGCAGAACCCCAAGGACUCAGAAGAGCACAUCAGGCUCCAAACCGACCUGUUCUACAGGAACUCUGGGGACCUGGAGCAGUACUACGAUUGGGCCAUCACCAUCAACGGGGACCAGGACCCAUACACGGUCUUUGAGUAUAUAGAGAGUGGGAUCAUUAAUCCUCUGCCCAAGAAAGUGACCUGAUGUGUGCAGAGCCAGGGGCAAGCGCUGAAGACACCCAAAUCCCUGCCCCCACCCACAGCUUUCCGCAGACCCCACCCAGCCAAUAAAGAGUCUAGACACAACCAAUAGGUAGCCUUCUUAUGGGGUCUGAGAACACAGGUCAGAGGAGGCCCACGGAGGAGUCCAGUGGAGUCCUGGAGGCUGGGCCUCCCUCUAGAUUCAGAGCCCAUCUCAAGCAGUAGCACUGUCCCACUGUGGGCAACUGAGUGGGUGCUAUCUUAGGGUCUCCAUUGCUGGGAAGAGACACCGUGACCACAGCAACUCUUAUAAAGAAAAACAUUUCAUUGGCGCUGGUUUACAGUGUCAGAGGCUUAGGCCAUCAUCA
Acomys russatus (golden spiny mouse) is the source of this 2109-nucleotide messenger RNA. It is a transcript of the gene Ak8, whose product is annotated as adenylate kinase 8. Gene Ontology annotation, cellular component: cytoplasm. The record is from RefSeq and is a predicted model, not a curated record. Gene Ontology annotation, biological process: nucleoside triphosphate biosynthetic process. NCBI's taxonomy places the organism in Eukaryota, Metazoa, Chordata, Mammalia, Rodentia, Muridae. The transcript is spliced from 13 exons. Gene Ontology annotation, molecular function: AMP kinase activity; ATP binding; nucleoside diphosphate kinase activity. Bases 306 to 1745 code for a protein of 479 amino acids.